This is a messenger RNA of Guyanagaster necrorhizus, 966 nucleotides long. RefSeq lists its product as uncharacterized. Gene Ontology annotation, cellular component: plasma membrane. The transcript is spliced from 6 exons. The coding region runs from base 1 to 966 and encodes 321 amino acids. NCBI's taxonomy places the organism in Eukaryota, Fungi, Basidiomycota, Agaricomycetes, Agaricales, Physalacriaceae. The record is from RefSeq and is a predicted model, not a curated record.
AUGUCAACGCCUACACCCUUCAGAUCCUUCAUUGGCGGUUUGGGUCUCUCUUUCCCAGUGCAUGCUUUGCUGCUUUUGAACGGAAAUGUCUUUGGAAUUUCGGGUUUCUUUCAUCGCGCAGUACAAGGGAAUUUAGAGGCGCUGGCGGGUAUUUCCGGGCUAAUCGCUGGAGGCCUCGUCAUUGGAACUCUCGAAGGCACAGACAGGACAGGACUCGGUCUCGAAAUGCGACAAGUUCUGCUGUCUGGUUUCCUUGUGGGAUUGGGAACCAAGCUGUCUAAUGGAUGCACAUCCGGACACAUGAUUUGCGGUAUUUCCAGACUAUCCAAGAGGUCAAUCGCCGCCACCGUGACUUUUUUUUCCACGGUAGCGGUAACGGCGCGUUUGUUGCACGGUUCAAUGUUAGGCGCCUCAAAUGCAUCUUGGGAUUGGACUUUGGGGCCGACAGGACAAAAUCUCAUUGCCCUACAAUCAAUCCCCUCAAUUAUUUCAACGCUUCUUUAUUUUUACAAUUCAAACGAUACUGCUCCGAAAGGGCCGCAUAUCUUAGCUCGACGCGCUACUUACUUUACCACCGGGUUCAGCUUCGCCCUUGCCCUUUCUCUAUCUAAUCUCACUGACCCGAUCAAAGUAUUGACGUUCUUACUCCUACCCAUCCAUUCAGCUUUUGAUUCAUCGCUCGCUUUUCUCGCUCUUGGAGCUUUACCCACUUCUAUCAUCUUAUACACUUUCUUCCGCGGAACGCAAAGACCUAUUCUCGGUGGCUCAUGGGCGAUUCCGACAGGAGGAGAGAUUGAUUUGAAGCUCUUGACAGGAGCUGGGCUGUUCGGGGCGGGCUGGGGAAUAUCGGGCAUCUGUCCUGGACCAGGCCUGGUGAACUUUGGUCGCGAUAUUACGUCAGGUUCUGACUUUUGGCCUCUGGUUGGUUGGUUAAGCGCUGUCGCCGUGGGAGGCAUACUUGGUUAG